Pieris rapae (cabbage white) is the source of this 3134-nucleotide messenger RNA. It is a transcript of the gene Pdcd4, whose product is annotated as programmed cell death protein 4. Gene Ontology annotation, biological process: negative regulation of DNA-templated transcription. Lineage: Eukaryota; Metazoa; Arthropoda; Insecta; Lepidoptera; Pieridae. The record is from RefSeq and is a predicted model, not a curated record. The transcript has 10 exons. Bases 251 to 1588 code for a protein of 445 amino acids. Gene Ontology annotation, cellular component: nucleus; cytosol.
UGGGUUCUGUUAUUUUGCUAACUUCACAUCGGUGGGUUCUCAAAACAAAUAAGCUUAAUAUUAUAGAAGUACUGUGUCGGUCUCGGUAACGCGUGUUCCGUUAACACUGAAUUUUCUUAAUUCCUUAGUUAUUGUACCUAUUGUGGUAUAUUUUAUCCCAAUUAUAACUCCUAGUAGAAUCUUAGAUUUAUAAAACCUGAUUAAGCUUUCUCCGUUUUCUCAACCGAAGCCGGUUGGCGUCGUUGCCACAAUGGAAGUUGAAAGCAUUGUGUCCGACACUGAAAACGUGGUUAUGGAAGAAAACGAGAAGCCGGUGGUAGAGCAAGGCGCUGGAGACGCCGCUGCCUCCAUUUCAGGCCGUGUGCGUCGUAGGCACAAGAAAUUGGCCCGUACUAACAGCAAGGAAGGAAGCAACGUAUCCGCGCCGCUUCCUAAAUAUCGCAGCUGGAAGAAUAGUCGUCGACCAAGGAACGGGCAUGGCAGGGGCUUGCCUAAAAAAGGUGGUGCUGGUGGUAAGGGUGUCUGGGGUCUGCCAGGCUCCGAAAUGCUUGAAGAGUACGCGGAAGACGAGAACGAUCCAAACUACGACUCUGAGGCAAUAGCCAAUGGUGAUAUUGAGUUUAAACAAGUGAUUGUUGAGGCUGAGCCUGAGGAAAUUGUGCGUAAAUCGGAGCCAGUGAUACUGGAGUACUUCGAGCAUGGAGAUACCAACGCUGCGGCUGAAGAUUUCUUGGAGUAUGUCACGGCGAAACGGAGCCACUUGGUAUGCGAAACAAUUGUUGAGAUCGCGUUGGACCACAAACCGUCGCACUGUGAAAUGGCUUCCGUUCUGAUAUCGGAUUUGUAUGGGAGAGUGUUCUCGGUACGAGAUAUCAGUUAUGCAUUUGAAAGAUUAUUGGACAAGUUACCCGAUCUCAUAUUGGACACGCCCGAUGCAGCAGUACUCUUGUCUAACUUCAUCGCCAGGUGUGUCGCUGAUGAUUGCCUGCCGCCUAGAUUUGUUCAGGCCAUGUCCAAUGUGGAGUUGAAUCCGCCUGCCAGACAAACUAUCCAAAGAGCGGAGACUCUAUUGUCUAUGAAGCAUGGACUCGUCCGACUGGACAACAUAUGGGGCGUUGGUGGUGGUAUCAGGCCAGUCAAAUCUCUGAUCCGUCAGAUCCAACUUCUCCUGAAAGAGUACCUGACGUCGUCUGACUUGACUGAAGCCAUGCGUUGCGUGAAGGAUCUGGAGGUGCCCCAUUUCCACCAUGAGUUGGUGUAUGAGACCGUCUUGUUAGCAGUUGAAGCGAUCAACACUAGUGUUGAAGAACAGCUUUGCACGUUCCUGUCGGAACUGCGACGCUGUGUUAUUGUCACACCAGAUCAGAUGGACAGGGGUUUUCUCCGAGUGCUAGAAGAUAUGUCUGAUAUAGUGUUGGAUGUGCCCCUGGCGUACAUAAUGCUGGAUCGCUUCGUUGAACGGUGCCAGCACAAGUUCAGAUUGGGCGAGACUGUUCUCAAGCGUAUGCCCACUCGAGGUCGCAAACGCUUUGUGUCUGAAGGUGACGGUGGCGCCAUCAAGGACCACGUACUCAAACUGCGCGAGUAAACCCGCCGUAUACGCAUAGUAUGGUGUAUAAUGUAUUUUUUUUAACGAAAAAAAAAAUUUUUUUUUUCUUUGUAAGUUGUAUGAAAUUUUGUAAGAUUUUUUUUCAAUUUCUCGGGUAUUAUAUUUUUUACAUUCAGUUAGAUAUUUUUUUAAUAUGUUAAGGCUUUUUUAUUACACAUAUUCCAGGUUAUAUUUUUUUUUUAAGUAAUUAAAACAUACCUUUUUGACAUGCAAAUGUCAAAAUUUGACAGAUACUGGAUUCAUUUGUAACAAUUAUUUGUUGCUGGUUUCAAUCCCGUAUUAUCGAUUAUACAUUAUACGCCAGCUGUGUAUUGAAGUUUUUAUUCCUAUAUUAUUAGGAAUGCUUUUUUGUGUCAUACGUUUUGAGGGUAUGAAUGUUGUAACUACCCGCAUUGGAAAAAAAAACGGAUUCGUACUUAAAAUUCCAAAAAUCAUAACAGUUGCAUAUUCAGUUACCAAUAAUAGAUAUUUUUAUACAACACACACACACAAAUCUACCAAAAUUGAAGUUUUAACUUACCGAUUUGAAUCCGGUUUUUAAGUACGAAUACCGCAAUUAAAUUCUUGAAAAGAAUGCUAUGUGAUGGACUGAGUAACUUUAUGGUUAGUGUCUUAGUGUUAGUACAAAGUUUAAAUUAAUGAUUAUAUGUAAAUUUUAAUGCUAAUUGAUGAUUGUAUAAAGUGGUUAGGCGCAGGUGUCCGUUUUCUGAAACUUUGAAAAUUCUCCAUAUAUGACUGGCGCCAUCUGUUAUCGUUGGUAUGAACAUUUGAUUUCGCUAUGAUUCCAACCGAAACAAUUUAUAUUUAACAUGUUUUAUUAAUGAUAAUGCUUCAGAUAAAAGCCGUUUGAGUUUUCAUGCUCUCAAUUUUGCACAACCAAGCCACUUUAUAUAUCAUUGAUAAAUAAGCUGUCUAUACACAAGAUGUUAGGAUUGUGUAUCGGCAGCCUUUGCUUACAGUUUAUAUAAGACGUUUAUCAUUGGAACUUGAAGUACUCUAGAUCUUUAAUGUUUUACCUGAUUGAAACGCGAACAAUUUCACAUUUAAUCAAUCAGUUUUGGACCGUACAGAAUAAAUUUGAAGUCGGUUUUGAAAAAAAUUGGUUUUCAUUUUGAUAUUAAAUUCUAAAAUGAACUACUAUAUGUAUGUAAAAGUACGUUUUUUAACAUACUAAAGUCUUGCUUAACGCUAAAUCUGAUAUCUAACAUUGCCAGUGUGCAUUGUGACGGUCGGAUAUCAUAGAUAGCGCUGAGUCAGAUUUGUGGUCCCUAAAUUCAACUUAAUUUUACUAGAUCUUUAGUAUUUCAACAGUUUUUUAAAGGAUUGAAUGUAUCGAAAUCGAAACAAUUUGACAAAAAGUGGCAACACUCAAAUUAAUAGUCUAUGACAGUUUCGUCAAGUCAAAGUAAAAUCGUUUGUUUGCUUAUGAAUGGGUAUUUAAGCAAUACUAGUUUAGGAUAUGUUAAAUAUAUUAAAACUACUGGCAUGUACACAAUCCAAUUUUUCCAAUAAAUGCAUUUAUGAA